This is a messenger RNA of Drosophila willistoni, 3578 nucleotides long. It is a transcript of the gene mAChR-A, whose product is annotated as muscarinic acetylcholine receptor DM1. Gene Ontology annotation, molecular function: G protein-coupled acetylcholine receptor activity; G protein-coupled serotonin receptor activity. Bases 841 to 3417 code for a protein of 858 amino acids. Gene Ontology annotation, cellular component: dendrite; plasma membrane; synapse. The transcript has 5 exons. Gene Ontology annotation, biological process: chemical synaptic transmission; G protein-coupled receptor signaling pathway, coupled to cyclic nucleotide second messenger; adenylate cyclase-inhibiting G protein-coupled acetylcholine receptor signaling pathway. NCBI's taxonomy places the organism in Eukaryota, Metazoa, Arthropoda, Insecta, Diptera, Drosophilidae. The record is from RefSeq and is a predicted model, not a curated record.
GUGAUCACAGGGGAAAAAUGUUGAAAUAAUAAUUGUAAAGCUAACUGGAUUACGAGAAUGUUAAAUGUGAAAACUUUGGGCACGCAAAGCGUUCGGAUGGCAUUGUGUAUAAUAAAAUUGGCGAAAGGCAAAAUGAAUUGAGCAGGGCAACGGCAACGGCAACGGCAGCAGCAGCAUCUGAGAAGUGUGGAGGCGGAAGUGGCGGAGGUGGUGGAGGCGACAGCGACGACGAAGACGGGCGGCAGGCGACGGGCGGUUAGGCUAGGCUAGGCUUUGGGGCGGUGAGGCCAAGUAAAGAUGUGCGCGCACAAUACAAAAAAAUUACAAAGCAUACUUUUGGGAGCGGCAAAGCAAAUGGCCAAAAUCAACAGCACAACAACAACAACAACAACAACAACAACAAUGUCAACGUUACAACUGAAGCUGAGGCUGAUGCUGAUGCUGAGCGUUUACAAAUAAGCUCAAAAGAGAUAGAAUUCCACAAACACUCAUACACAAACACACACACGCCAACACUUACCCAAACACACACACACAUACAUACGCAUCGGGAGAGUGUGUGAGAGUCACAGCAACAGCAAGAGAGCAAGAGAGAGAACCAUCAGCGCUUCACAUGACCAGUGCGAAAAUGGCGACAGCUUUGCGUGGGUGCAUCAAGGAUAAGCUGAAGAAGAAAGCAAACUGAAAGCAAACCACAAACAAACAAACAAAAAACAGAAAAAGAGGAAAAAAAGAAACUCCAUUCCACUACGAAACGAUAAUAAUAAGAAAUCAAUAUCACACACUCUCAGAGAGAGAGAGAGAGAGAGAGAGACCGAGAGAAAAUAUCACACAUACGCCAUGGAGCCAGUGAUGAGUUUAGCUUUGGCAGCCCAUGGCCCGCCCAGCAUACUAGAGCCGUUGUUUAAAACCGCAACUACGAGCACAACGACCACCACGACGACAAGCACGCCCAGCUCGACAACGAGCACAACCAGCAGUCCCGGCUCCAUGUCCCCCACUGGGACCACAUUGCUGACGGCUCUAUUGGAGAAUUUGACAACAACCGCAGCGAAUGGACUCUACGAUUCGUAUGGCAAUCAGACAAAUGGAACAAUGGGUUUCGAGACGAAGGGGCCGCGAUAUUCGCUCGCCUCGAUGGUGGUUAUGGGCUUCGUAGCGGCGAUUCUGAGCACGGUAACGGUGGCGGGUAAUGUCAUGGUGAUGAUAUCCUUUAAGAUUGAUAAGCAAUUGCAAACGAUAAGCAAUUAUUUCCUAUUCUCGUUGGCCAUAGCGGAUUUUGCUAUUGGCGCCAUCUCCAUGCCGCUAUUUGCGGUCACAACGAUAUUGGGCUAUUGGCCAUUGGGGCCCCACGUCUGUGACACUUGGCUGGCCCUCGACUAUUUGGCCUCGAAUGCCUCGGUGCUGAAUUUGCUGAUCAUCAGUUUCGAUCGAUACUUCAGUGUGACGAGGCCAUUAACGUAUCGCGCCAAGCGCACCACAAACAAAGCGGCCGUGAUGAUUGGGGCCGCUUGGGGCAUCAGUUUGCUACUCUGGCCACCCUGGAUCUAUAGCUGGCCUUACAUCGAGGGCAAGCGCACAGUGCCCAAGGACGAGUGUUAUAUACAGUUCAUCGAAACGAAUCAAUAUAUCACCUUUGGCACUGCCCUGGCGGCAUUCUAUUUUCCUGUCACCAUCAUGUGUUUCCUCUACUAUCGCAUUUGGCGCGAAACGAAGAAACGGCAAAAGGAUUUGCCCAAUUUGCAGGCUGGCAAAAAGGAUUCCAGCAAGCGUUCGAAUAGCAGUGAUGAGAAUACGGUGGUUAAUCAUGCAGCUGGUGGACUACUUGCCUUUGCCCAACUUGGUGGCAAUGACCAUGAUACCUGGCGAAGGCCACGUUCGGAGAGUUCAGCGGAUGCGGAAAGUGUAUACAUGACCAAUAUGGUUAUCGAUUCCGGUUACCAUGGCAUGCAUUCACGUAAAUCGAGCAUCAAAAGCACCAAUACAAUCAAAAAGCCAUACUCAUGCUUUGGCAGCAUCAAAGAAUGGUGCAUAGCGUGGUGGCAUUCUGGACGCGAGGAUUCCGAUGAUUUUGCCUAUGAACAGGAGGAGCCAUCUGAUUUAGGGUAUGCAACACCAGUAACAAUUGAAACUCCUUUACAAAGCUCCGUCUCCAGAUGCACCUCGAUGAAUGUCAUGCGGGAUAACUACUCAAUGGGCGGCAGUGUGAGCGGUGUACGUCCGCCCAGCAUACUACUGCCGGAUGUAUCACCCACACCAUUGCGUCCGCCGCUCAAUUCCAUUUCCCAAAUGCAGGAAAUGAAUGCGGUCGCCGGUGGCAGCGGCAGUGUCAACCUGAACCUCAACCACAACCUCAAUGGGGGCCAUGGGACGACGACAGCGAGCAAUGGGACAGGCAAUGGCAAUGCGAAUGUCAACAGCAGCAGCACCAACAACACCAACAGCAUUAUCACCAACAACAACAACAAUAACAACAACAACACAAAUAGCAAUGGAACAAUGCGCGACUCACGUGCCCUACCAGUGGGCAAUCGGAUUGGUUCACGUUCAGUUAGCCAGGACUCAGUCUACACGAUACUCAUACGUCUGCCCUCGGAUGGAGCAAGUGCAGCGAAUAGCACCAGCGGCGGCAUUGGCGGCAUCUCCGGCCAUCAGUCUGGCCUAAGUGGUGCCAAUGGUGGCGGUGGUGGCUCAGCGAGUGGCCUAACCGGUGGCCAUGGUGAUUGUGCACCCUCCAUCAAGAUGAUACACGAGGAUGUGACGGCCUCGACACUGCUAAGUGGCAGCUCGGGCCAAGGCAUGGGCGGAGGUGUCGGCGUUGGCGUUGGCGUCGGCGUUGGCGGAGUGGGCCUAAGUGGUGCCUUGGGUGGUGGUGGUAAUGUGGUCACAGUGCCACCCACUGCAACCACUCGCCGGCCAUUGCCAUCGCGAGACUCUGAGUUUAGUUUGCCCCUCGGACGACGCAUGUCCCAUGCGCCACACGAUGUACGCCUGCUCAAUGCCAAAGUCAUACCCAAGCAGUUGGGCGGCAAGGGGGUUGGUGGUGGCCCUGGUGGUGCCGCUGGCCAACAUGCCCUGCUCAAUGCACGCAAUGCUGCAAAGAAAAAGAAAAAGUCGCAAGAGAAGCGUCAGGAGUCGAAGGCAGCAAAAACCUUGUCCGCGAUUCUGCUCAGUUUCAUUAUCACCUGGACGCCAUAUAAUAUAUUGGUGCUGAUCAAACCAUUGACCACCUGCUCGGAUUGCAUACCCACCGAGCUGUGGGAUUUCUUCUAUGCCCUGUGCUACAUUAAUUCAACCAUUAAUCCCAUGUGCUAUGCCCUCUGCAAUGCCUCAUUCCGGCGUACUUAUAUCCGCAUCCUAACCUGCAAAUGGCAUACCAGAAAUCGCGAGGGCAUGGUCAGGGGUGUUUACAAUUAAAUCCAUAUAUACAUAUAUACAGCUCCUUUCUACCAGCUCCUUCGCCUACUAAUCCCUCAUUCGAAAUCAUCACCAGAAAUGAAACUAGUUGCAAUAAAUGUUGUGUGCAAAAUGAUAAAGAAAAAAAUAAAAAAAAUAAAAACCAAAACACAAAAAAAAUG